AUGGCCCUCCUCGCCGUCGUGGUCCACGUCCAGCCUCUGGUCGCCACCGCCAUCAUGAACCAUCUCAUUCACCACGAAUUCAGGCUCGGGGCAGACCUCAUGCCGAACCGCGAGUGGGACAACUCGGCCAACCUGCUGAUCCAGUUCGCUGCCAAGUUUCUCAAAAUCAUGAUCAUCGGCUCGCUCACGACCAUGAUCUUAACCUUUAUCCGCCGAGAGGUGACGCUCAGUCAGGGAACGCCGCUAGCGGUCUUCUUUGCCGGCAACAACUUCAGCUCAUCCAAGUUCCUGUGGUCGGACGAGUUGACGGCCAUGAUGAGGGACCGCUUCUUGACCGUCGAAAAAGGUCUUGUUCGUUUCCUUCCUCAUCAUGUGCUACGUCCUGGCGGUGAUCAUGGCACCUGCGACGGCUGCCGUCCUGACUUCCCCCAACGACUGGUGGAUGAGGGCGAGUUCGCCUCUAUGGAAACUCGAUGCAGAGUCACCAUUCUCGAUAGCAACAACACCGACAUCACGGCCUUGGAGAACCCGACCACACAAGCUUUCUUGGCCAACCUCGACAGCACGAGCCCCCCGUUACCCUCCUUUGGCAUUGAUCCGGAGCUGCCAACGUCUCUAUCGGCGUCGUCAUCUCUCUCCCAAGCCAAGGGGAACUCGCAGUAUACGGGUGCCUGA
This is a messenger RNA of Colletotrichum orchidophilum, 675 nucleotides long. RefSeq lists its product as uncharacterized. Lineage: Eukaryota; Fungi; Ascomycota; Sordariomycetes; Glomerellales; Glomerellaceae. The coding region runs from base 1 to 675 and encodes 224 amino acids. The transcript is spliced from 2 exons. The record is from RefSeq and is a predicted model, not a curated record.